CAAUAAAAUUAAAGGAGUACAAUGGCAGGAGAGAAAUCCGCGUUUGAGCAAACCUUUUCUUUUACUCCUCUUCUCCCUAAGAAGUCAUCUUUCCUACAGGACAAAGACACUCUAGCACUGUUAAUGAAAUGGUCCAUGCUGGGGAGGAUUUCAGCUCAGUCCUACAGCUUUGACCAGAGCUUUUACCCUUACAACAGUGAAACGUUUGCACUGUGUUUCUUCAAAGACCCUGACGUGGUAUCCAGUCUGAAAAAGAUGAAGGUUGGAGUCUGGGUGCCUCUUGACAAGCCAGUGGUGUCUGUAGAUGUGGAGGUGGUGCCAUGCACUAAAGUCUCCAUGGAGCUGUUUGACCCAAUCUACUCUUGCGGCAUCCUGAGGCCCUCUGGACAUGUGUCUAAAUGCUUUCAUGAUGUCUACCCCGACUAUGAUGAACUCAGACAGAUGCUGCAGGAAGAGGACAGUGAGCACUACUACGUGGUUGGGAGAGAGGAGCGAGGAGAGUUUCUGUUUCUCCUCUUCAAGCACCUGUGUCUGGGAGGAGAGCUCUGUCAGUAUGAAGACACCAUUGAUCCCUACAUCAAAACCACAAAGCAUGUGUACAAAGAUCUGAUCAGUGUUCAGAAGGAUCCAGACACAAAGAAGAUCAGCGUUGUCUCCACCGUGCUCAAAGUCAGCGCCUAUGAUGAGUCAGGGCGAUGUUACCCCGGGAGACGAGAGGAGGAGCAGACGUUUGCCUAUUUGAUUGUUGACCCCUUCAAACGACAUGUGACUUUGUUCUACCACUUCUACGGUGUUGGAAAGUUCACAUUGUGACAGUGAAGAGAUGCCCUUUGUCGCCUGAUUUGAACCUGUCAGUCACCUGCUGGACAAGCUGACAGUGUAUAUACAAACACAUGAGCUCAGAGUGGGAGCUUAAGCUUCAUGAAAUAGUUCGCUCUGCUGUCAGUUAACUUUCCCCUUUAAAUGUUGAGAAAUUCGAGCAAAAUUAGUCAAAUGCAGAGCAAACCAGAAGGCAGGACCAGGAUACAAAAUGGAGGAUUCCCAGAUGAACUGACAAAGGAGAAAGAAUAAUUAUCCUGUUCUAUUACAGUGUGUCAAUA
Molecule: messenger RNA, 1100 nt
Organism: Xiphias gladius (swordfish)
Lineage: Eukaryota; Metazoa; Chordata; Actinopteri; Istiophoriformes; Xiphiidae
Gene: cfap300
Product: cilia and flagella associated protein 300
Exons: 7
Coding region: 22-813 (263 amino acids)
Source: RefSeq, a predicted model, not a curated record